Phaedon cochleariae (mustard beetle) is the source of this 2053-nucleotide messenger RNA. The record is from the annotation of a GenBank genome assembly. NCBI's taxonomy places the organism in Eukaryota, Metazoa, Arthropoda, Insecta, Coleoptera, Chrysomelidae.
AAAAAUAGGGUUAUAACAUGUUAGAGGUUAGAGGUUCUUAAGAAGCAGAACCCGAAUUUUGAAAAUUGAAAAUACUAGUAGAAUAAAAUUGAAUUUUGUUUUCCUCGAUCUGCAUAGGAUUUCAACGAAUCAUUCAAGAAUGAGUGAGGAAGGCGAAGAGAAAAGAAAGAAAAUGUCUGUUGGCAUAUUCUGCAGCUGUCCCACUAACAUCAAAGGAGCCAUCGAAUCGAUGCUAGAAUAUGGAUAUCAUUUCAUUGUCACACAGCUUGCACACCCAAACUAUACCAGAGAGGUUCAAAGUAAAGUUCCCAGAGCUAUUGGUAGGACAGACAGAGUGCUGAAAAGCUCCGAAUGGAGCCGACUGCUUGUGGGACAACUGUCUCCCAAUAUUGACGUCGAUAGCGAAGUGGACCACAUCAGAGAACAUAGCACUGACCUGAUGAACCAAGAACUCGGAUUCGCCUCCCAUCUGGGCGUGCCGGCUGUGUGGAUAACGUUGACAAAGCCGGACAACGUGCAGUUCGCCAGGGUGCUGAACGACAAGUUGGGCUCGGGGUUUAGCUACAGUGUUUGGGUCAACAUACCCAUGGUACAUCCGUCCCGGUUCAGUCCGAUAGUGGAUGUGGAGUACGAUACGUGGGACUGGUGGAAUGAUUUCAGGACCUACUGUAAUUACGACAAAAGAGUGGGAGUGGUGUUGGACCUGUGCGACGUCAAACACGCGAUACCCACUGCCGAAUUGAACAGGUGGAUCGGCGAGCCAGUCAAGGCCAUCGUGAUCCCCACCUCGUUCUUCCUGGCCAACCAGCACGGCAAGCCGGUGCUUUCGCGGUUGCAUCAGGACAUUAUCAAGAAAUUCAUCAGCGUGGACGUACAGUACAUCAUCAAGAACGAUACCGAGGGCGAUUUGACGCUCUACGUUAGGUACCUCAACUUCUUGGGAAAAAAGCUAUACGUCCAAGACACGAUGUCAGACUUCGUGCAAGGCUGCGAGGAUUUUCUCCAGAACCCCCUCCAACCGCUCACCGAACACCUCGAAACCAACAUCUACGAGAUCUUCGAGAAGGACCAGGUCAAGUACGACACGUAUCAGAGCGCCAUCUACAAGGCCGUGGAGGCCUUUCCCAAGGAGGGGGAGGUGGAGCCGGUGGUAAUGGUGGUGGGGGCGGGACGGGGGCCGCUGGUGCAGGCGGUGCUUAACGUCGCUUACACGCUGAAUCGGAAAGUGAACGUUUAUGCGGUGGAGAAGAAUCCGUACGCAAUUAAUACGUUGGUAGACAGAGUUAAUAACGAAUGGGAUAAUCGGGUGACGCUGAUCUGUCAGGAUAUGAGGAGUUACGAGCCGCCAGAGAAAGCAGAUAUCCUGGUGUCCGAACUGCUGGGCUCCUUCGGGGACAACGAGUUGUCACCCGAAUGUCUAGACGGCGCCCAAAGAUUCCUCAAGAAAUCCGGCAUAUCGAUACCGAUUUCGUACACGUCGUAUUUGGCACCCUUGCAAAGCCUGAAGAUCUACAACGAGAUAAGAAACAAUCGGCCCGCGGACAAGACCCUCCAGUUCUGCUAUGAGACACCUUACGUCGUGCACUUGGCGAACUAUUAUCAAAUCGCGCCGCCCCAAGAGCUUUUCACGUUCACCCACCCGAACUGGAGCGAAAUGAUCAACAAUCAACGGUAUAAAAAGCUGAGGUUCAGGUGUGAACAAGCGUGUGUGCUGACGGGUUUCGCCGGUUUUUUCGAUACGGUGCUUUAUAAAGACAUUACGUUGAGUAUUCAUCCGGAAACUCAUACGCCGGAUAUGGUUAGUUGGUUUCCUAUUGUUUUUCCUUUGUCCGAACCGGUGCAUCUUCAGGCAGGGGGGAUGAUUGAUAUCUGCUUUUGGAGAGUGGAGUCCUGUGAUAAAGUGUGGUACGAGUGGUGUUUGCAGUCUCCGAUAAAAACCGGGAUCAUGAAUCCCGGCGGGAGAUCUUAUUUCAUAAAGAAACAUUGAAUCUACAAUUUCACGGAUUGUUUUUAUAUUUUUCUAUCCAAUAAAUGGAAUGAAUGUUGAGUUCAC